CAGCUUCCCUGCCUCCCCCGCUCUGCCACGGAGAAGUCUUCUGAAGUCAGCUGGUGCCUCCCUACAGGGCUGGGCAAGAGGACCUAGACCCUGGGGACAGGUUCUCCUGCCCGGAAGGACAACCAAGGGUCCGAGGGACAACCCUUCCCCGCCAGGACCAAGGGUCUCGUCUCCGUUGGCGCUCAAGGCGCGGAGCAGCAGGCAUGGCCCUCCACGCCCUGCCCAACGACUCCUGGCAGAACAGCUCAGCCCCUCUCUUCACCGGCCUGGACCUCCUCCUGGAGCUGAAGCCCCUCUUCAUCCCUCUCUACGCCACGCUGGUGGCCGUGGCCUGCGCGGGGAACCUCUUCCUCAUCCUCCUCAUCGCCCUCACCAAGAAGCUGCACGGCACCACCAACUUCCUGAUCGGCAACCUGGCGGCGGCCGACCUGGUCAUGUGCCUGGCCUGCGUCCCCCUCACCGCCUCCUACGCCUUCGAGGAGCGGGGCUGGCUCUUCGGGGCCUCCAUGUGCCGCUUGGUCGCCCUGCUGCAGGCCGCCACCGUCUUCGUCUCGGUGCUGUCCCUCAGCGCCAUCGCCGUCGACCGCUACGUGGUGGUGGCCUAUCCCACCCGCCGGAGGCUGGGCCGCCGCGCCUGCCUCUGCCUCGUGGCCUGCAUCUGGCUGCUCUCCAUCCUGGCCUCGCUCCCCACCUCGCUGCACACCCACUACCUGGACCUCAACGCCGUCGGCCACGACAUGAUCAUCUGCGAGGAGUUCUGGAAGCACGAAGAGAGGGCGCGGCUGCUCUACUCCUGCCUGAUGCUCCUCCUGUCCUACAUGCUCCCGCUCCUGGCCGUGUCCCUCUCCUUCUGUGCCAUCACCUACCGCCUGAGGAGGAGGAGCGUCCCGGGUGCUGCCUAUCCCUGCCAGGACAGAUGGACCAAGACGAAGCAGAAGACCUUCCGGGUGCUCACCAUCUCGGUGGUGUGCUUUGCCAUCUGCUGGCUGCCCCUCCAGGUGGUGAACUUCAUCAGGGACAUCGACGAGGAUUUCACUAUCCUGGACAAGAGGUACGUCAACGUCAUCCAGGUCUCCUGUCACCUGGUGGCCAUGAGCUCUGCCUGCUACAACCCCUUCAUCUAUGCCUCCCUCCACGACAAGUUCUGGUUCCACCUCAGCAGCUACUUCUACCACAAGAAGAAGAGCUCCGGCAUCAUGUCCUGCAAGGCUUCUCGGGUCAACACCUGCUCCAUCCUGGCAGAUGCUCCCACUGGGGUCUCGGAUAAGAUAGCUUUGCAAACCAGGUUCUCCUAACUGAAGGACCCCAGGAGAUCAGUUUUGCUUUUGGACCUGGCGUGCACUUUGCUUUAGACUGGAGGUAGGAGCUGGUGGCUUGGUUGUGGUGGUCUGUUGGUGCUCCCAGUAGAGGACUCUUGUGUGUGGCAAGAAGCACCAGGGAACAAACCAAUGGACUCCAUGUCCUUGAGGAGCAGCUCAAGGAUGUUUUGUUCUUUGGGGAAAACAAACCAGUGCAACCAGAACCACGGCAGGGUCACUGGGAGCAGGAUGGACCUGCUGGCCCACACAGCCACGCUGGAGCUGCAGGAGGUGUUUCCACCCACCUGGUCAACCAACAGAUGUCUGAAAGACUUGUCAAUGUUGCUCAGCUGAUUGAAACAGAACAAUGGGGGAGUGUCCAGGGCAAUGACACAAGGAACCUGGUGAGGUUCUCUGUAAGCCUCAAGUUUUCAGAAAUGCCCCGAGGAGGGGCUGCCCCUCCACGGCUGGGCAGGGGGUUCAUACCCUGGGUCCCACCCCACGGCUGGGUCUGGAGUGGACACCCUGUCUCAGCUCACAUCUGGCUCUAGGAGGUGGCUGGAGCUGCAUCUGAAGCAUCAAGACCUCUCCCCGUGGUCUAUUGAGGAGGUGGGCCAGCUCCUCAGGCAGACAUCAGGGGCAUUUUGCACAACUCUUUGGAGAGCGGAACUCUUCAUGUUGUAGGAGGAAGGUUGUUCCUAAGCAACCAUCAGCAUUUUCCACCUCUGAAAAACAGGGGUCCUCACCCCUUGCCAGCAGCCGUUCUAUUGUGCUUUUCCUUCUGAAUCACAGCUCUUUGGUGAAAGGACAAAUACACCCCAGGAACCUGCAUCCUCAGCCAGGGCUGUUGGGGCCACGUGGCCACCAGAAGCAGGCAGGUUGUGGUGAGUUGGGCAACUUUCCAAACCCCCUUGGCUGUCUGAAGGAGCUACCAGUGUGAGCAAAUGGGAAGGUCCCAGCUUCUCCAGCCAACGGUGGCAGAUUCAAGGCACCAGCAUCCCCACCAGCACCAAGUGCCUGGGUCACCCAAGGCCAUGCCUUUGGUCCACCAUCUGCUCCUGUGCUCUACAAGGCCAAGCUGUGCAUCUCCCACCACUCUUCAUGCUCCAGUGACUGAACUUGAAAGCCCUUGUGAAGCAUCUCCUCACCACCACAUGACAGCUCUCCAUGGUGUUGGCCAUCACUCAGUGCUUUCAGGGGGCAGCUUGGCAUCCUCUGGUGAAGCCACAGCUGGUCAGACCCUCCUGGGAUCCCUCAGCCACUCUGAUUCUGCCCAGGCUGAGCUGCUGCCUGCUCACCUUCCUGCUGAGACCCUUAUGGAGGCCAAGAAGGACCAUGGUAACAUCUGUGGGGUAACCAGCUGGAGA
Molecule: messenger RNA, 2665 nt
Organism: Apus apus (common swift)
Lineage: Eukaryota; Metazoa; Chordata; Aves; Apodiformes; Apodidae
Product: prolactin-releasing peptide receptor-like
Exons: 1
Coding region: 204-1295 (363 amino acids)
Biological process (GO): G protein-coupled receptor signaling pathway
Cellular component (GO): plasma membrane; neuron projection
Molecular function (GO): neuropeptide Y receptor activity; neuropeptide binding
Source: RefSeq, a predicted model, not a curated record